Messenger RNA from Malus domestica (apple), 2340 nucleotides. RefSeq names its product peroxidase 19. The record is from RefSeq and is a predicted model, not a curated record. Gene Ontology annotation, molecular function: heme binding; peroxidase activity. Gene Ontology annotation, biological process: hydrogen peroxide catabolic process; response to oxidative stress. NCBI's taxonomy places the organism in Eukaryota, Viridiplantae, Streptophyta, Magnoliopsida, Rosales, Rosaceae.
GCGGCUGCUUCAUUUUAGCUUUUUAUACAUUAGACCUUCAUGUGCUUCCACUUCAUUUCACGGGUCCUGAUUCUCUUUAUAUGUUCAACAACGGCAAUUUGUCCCCAGCGAACUUCCACUUGCUCCACUCUUUGUCUUAAGCUGCAUCACAAUAUCCAAAGUUCCAAAAACCAUGCCUGUCCUUACUUCCUCUUCUUCUUCUUCUUCGUUUGCAUUCACUUGUUUGACCAUUUUCUUGCUGCUUAUUCUGCACAAUAGUACUGCAAUUUCCUCAUCCAAAACCGCCGCCAAUGUGACUCAUCGAAGCCGCCAACUCUCGGUUAAUUACUAUGCCAGAUCAUGUCCUCAACUCGAACAACUUGUCGGAUCCAUCACAUCCCAACAGUUCAAAGCAUCGCCUGUGUCCGGCCCGGCAACCAUUCGCCUUUUCUUCCACGACUGCUUUGUAGAAGGCUGCGACGCAUCGAUAAUCAUAAACUCAAAGCCGGGCAACAAAAUGUUGGCCGAGAAGGAUGCAGCUGAUAACAAGGACCUGAGACAGGAAGGUUUUGAAAGCGUGAUGAAAGCCAAGGCUGUGGUGGAGAGCAAAUGUCCUGGUGUCGUGUCCUGUGCAGACAUACUUGCAAUUGCAGCCAGAGAUUAUGUCCACUUGGCAGGGGGUCCAUACUAUCAAGUUACGAAAGGGAGGUGGGAUGGAAAAAUAUCAAUGGCUUCAAGAGUGCCCUCUAAUAUUCCCCAAGCAAAUUUCACAGUGGAUCAGCUACUCGAACUCUUCAAUUCAAAAGGGCUAACACUUGAAGACUUGGUUGUUCUUUCUGGUGCACAUACAUUUGGCUUUGCUCAUUGCCGGAACUUUGUAAGCAGGCUGUAUGACUACCGGGGCUCGAAGCAGCCCGACCCAGCUAUCGACCAGAGACUCCUGAGGGCCCUAAGAAUGUCAUGCCCACAUUUUGGUGGAAAUGCCGACGUUGUUGCACCAUUUGAUGUGACUACGCCGUUUGUGUUUGAUCAUGCUUAUUACGGGAAUUUAGAGGCUAAACUGGGAUUGCUAGCUUCAGACCAAGCUCUAUCUUCGGAUCCAAGAACCAAGCCAAUUGUCCAGGCUCUGGCACAAGAUAAACAAAAAUUCUUUCAAGCUUUUGCGGUGGCCAUGGAGAAAAUGGGUUCAAUAGGUGUGAAAAGAGGAAGAAAGCAUGGGGAGAAAAGGAAGGAUUGUAGCCUGCAUAUGUUAUGAUAUAUUUUUAUUUGUUUUGAAUUACUCGAUUGAAUCUUGGGUAACUCUUUUUUCUUGGGUUACCCUUGGUUCGGCCUUUUUCUUCUCUUUUUCGUUGUUUUGGUUUGUUGUAUAUUGCUAGCCUAGCUACACGUUCAACGACCAUUGUAAUAUUACCAAGGAAUGCCGCCAACAUUUGAUGCUCUCUCUCUCUCUCUCUCUCUGAAAAAGCUCCAAAAGAAAACUUUGCUCAGCCGCCGGCCCUAGCCUUUGGCUUUUGGGUCUGUGGCAGUCCUCAAUCUCUCUUGCUUUCUUCUACUUUUCCUUCUUCUUUUCCUGUUUUUUUUCUUUUUCUAUGCUUUUUUAUGAGCUCUGUCUCAUCUAUCUAAGCUUUUGUCUCAGUUUUGUACCCUCUCCUCAGUCAACUGCCGCUCACCACCAUCCCCCUCCUCCCUCCCCAUCACACCCUUUUCUCCUACCUCCUUCUUCCUGCCCUUCAUCUUUUCCAACUCAUAACCAUGAAUUAGAUCUCUGAGUGUUGGGCUCUAUCUUGACACAAGGCCCAACCUUUAUAACUCACUGUCGAUCCGGCUUACCGAAAAAAUUGGACGAAGUAUGGAACGAUUCACGUCGGAACAAGGGUGUUAUACACACCCCCUUUGCCCUCCCCCUCCUCCUGUUACUUUUGGUGACUUUUCUUACAGGUGUGGCUAUGGAGGCUUUGGCUCUUGAUGGAUUGACUCUAUGUAAUACUCUUAGAUCUAGUUUUUGGUUCGGGUGUAGUUUUCAGUUUGGUGUGAUGUCUUCUUUCGCGGAGGUAGUAGCAGUUGUGGCGGUGGUGACUUUUCAGUUUGGUGUGAUGUCUUCUUUUGCGGAGGUAGUAGCGGUUGUGGCGGUGGUGACUGGUUUUUUUCUUCUGGAGCUUAGGGUUUUAAUGUUCAUUGCUUUUUUUGGUAGCCUACGGGCCUAAAUCUGUGUGGGCCUCCCUUUAUGGCUGGGGUUGUAGCUCUCUUUUUUGAGCUUGUUUUAUUGCGCUUGGUUUCUAUUUUAUGUUUACUUUGUUUUGUAAGACUUUGUGCUUUGUUUAGGUUUAAGCCUUUCUAAGUACAAAUUGGGUUUCCCUUUCA